CAAUAUUUAAGGUCUCCUGCAUGGCCACAAAGAAAAAAAGACAAGACAAGACAGACCUGCAGGCAGGCAGAGGUUGACACGUCCGAUCGACCGACACCGAGGCCACACACAGGCCUAACGGAGCCGUUCCCUUUCGUGAUGCUAUGCUAUCAGUCGCGUCUCCCGGUGAUAAGAUCGGUCAGCGAUUCCCCGAUGAUCCCAUCACUGAUGCACUCGCCCCACGACCUCCGGCGAGCCGCGGGCUGCGGACGACGGGCGGGCCUUGAAGGCGAGGCGUCGUCAGCAUAGCGGAAGUCACCGCCUGGAUUUUGAAUCCCUCCAUGGACAGACAUCAUAGCGGCAAAUGUCGACCGCUGCACAGACACAAGCAUGCAGAAAAAUGAUAAGAGAGGGAGGUCCAUGCGUGUCUCCCUAUUUGCAAGCGCGAAAGACUUAGUACCCGAGCAGGCUUCGCCGCCAGCAAGCCCUGUCGCGAGUAUUCGUUGCUCGAUGACCUGGUGGGACAAGCAGGAGUUGCCUGAGGGUCGCCUCACAUGCCUUUCCGCUACCGGCUCAGUAGGGUGUCGUCUUCUUCUUCUUCUUCCGUGGCGAUUGCCCCCCUGUCUAUGCUGGCGGCCGCCCCGCUGGCCGUUCCCGCACCAUCCGAGUAGCCCGUCUGCUUCUUGACCUCCCACGGGAACGUGAGACGGCCCCGGAUCCCUCUUGUUGACCUGCAUAGCAACGGCAAUUGACACCCACAAACACACGAUGGUAUGUAAUUAACGCAUGUGGAGCCCAGCCCCUUGGUGUUCCCUCCUCACGUACCGUUUGUCUUGGUUGCUGCCGUCCUGACCGGAAACACCCCCCACGAGAGGCCCCAUCUGCGAACGGACACGCAGGGGAGAAAAUGUACUACAUACUGUGUGAGUGAAGCUGCCCGGCCAUCCCUCGCUGUGUUGCGCAUGUGACCUCAUCUAGCUCCGUCGUCUGCGUCCCUUCAUCAAGGUUGGCGCCAAGGUUGACACCCGCAGCGUGCUCUGACAUCAACACACGUCGGAGAAUGCUCGCAGAGGGGACCAGGUACGUACCCCAGGUACGACGGCACAGCUGGGGAUAUCUCACCAGGGAUGGGUGUCAGUUGUUCUGAGUGUCGCCGAAGGGCCAUCUUUCUUCGUCUUGCGGUGUGGUGG
This is a messenger RNA of Vitrella brassicaformis, 1169 nucleotides long. The record is from the annotation of a GenBank genome assembly. Lineage: Eukaryota; Vitrellaceae.